AUGUCGAACUUGGAGACGCUACGGCUGUCUUUCAAUUUCAUUGAGGGGACCGUUCCAACAGAAUUUCAGAAUCUUCAUAAUUUGAAGAAUUUGAUUAUUGCGAGUAAUCAGCUUUCCGGUCCUUUGCCUCUCCAUGCAUUCAAUAUUUCCUCACUGGAAAUCAUUGUCUUCAUGUAUAACAGCCUAUCGGGCAUUCUUCCGGACGACGUCUGUCAGCGCCUGCAGAAACUUACAUGGCUUAAUCUAGCAUAUAACAAUUUGAUCGGUCCAAUUCCUUCAACACUGUCUCAGUGUUCACUGCUUCGGUAUCUUGCCUUGCCUGGGAACCAUUUAAGUGGACCGAUACCAAAGGGAAUUGGGAACUUGACAACGCUGGAAACACUACGCCUGGAGAGCAACAAUUUAACGGGUGUAAUUCCAAAUGAAAUAGGGAAUCUAACUAUGUUGACUGGUUUAGGUUUUGGCGACAACAAGUUGACUGGUGGAAUACCCGAAAAUAUUGGGAACCUUCACAGAUUGGAGGAGCUUUUUAUAAACAGCAAUGCAUUAUCGGGCUUCCCACCAGCAGCAAUUUUUAACAUUUCAUCUCUCCAACGUAUUGGACUUGAGCAGAACAAAUUCUCAGGACCUAUUCCUUUGACAGCGAGUAAUAAGCCAAGCAAUUUGGAGAAUCUUUUUCUUCAUCAGAAUUACUUGAGCGGAGUUAUACCUAGCUCCAUCGCAAAUGCUACUAAGCUAGGUUUUUUGUCGCUUUACAAUAAUGAGCUCACAGGUUCAAUCCCUACCUCUUUAGGAAGUUUAAGAAAUCUAAAAUUUCUAGGCUUGGAUUCCAACAGGCUAUCAAGUGAAUCCUCAGAAUUGAGCUUUUUCACUUUCUUGACGAGUUGCAGAUCCUUGACAUAUUUAGUGUUGGAUGAUAAUCCUCUAAAUGGUUUUUUACCAGCUUCCUUUUCUAACUAUUCGACUUCACUUGAAGCCAUAAGUGCAAUGAGUUGUAAAAUCAAGGGAAACAUCCCAGAUGGAAUCAGAAAUUUGAGCAAUUUAGUGCAACUAGAAUUUUCAGGUAAUGAAUUGAUUGGAUCUGUCCCAAGAACUAUGCAUAGUCUGGCAAAUCUUCAGGUGUUUUACUUGGACUCCAAUCAAGUAAGAGAUGUCUUGGACAUUUUCUGUGGAUUACAUAGUUUGGGGUUGUUAGACUUGAGCCAAAAUCAAUUCUUUGGUAGUAUUCCAGAAUGCUUAGGAAAUAUGACAAAUUUGAGACAAAUUUUUCUAGACUCCAACAGGUUGACUUCCAUGAUACCUGCUAAACUAUUGAGCAUGAAAGAUCUCGAAAUUCUCAACCUUUCAUCAAAUUUCAUAAGUGGAUCGUUACCUUUAGAGAUCGGGAACCUCAAAGCAAUGUACAGUUUGGAUCUCUCGGCUAAUCAAUUGUCAGGCAUUAUUCCUACUACAAUUGGGGAGCUGCAAGCUUUACAGAAUCUUUCAUUGGCAAAAAAUAAUUUGCAGGGCUCUAUACCAGAAUCAUUUAGCCAUAUGGUCAGCUUGGAAUUCUUGGACCUUUCACACAAUAAUCUCUCUGGCGUGAUACCCAAGUCAAUGGAGGCACUCAAAUCUCUCAAGGAAUGCAAUGUUUCUUUUAAUAGAUUAAGCGGCGAAAUUCCUCGAGACGGUCCCUUCAGAAACUUUACAGGUCAAUUGUUCAUGAACAAUGAAGGACUCUGUGGUGACCCAAGGCUUAGUGUUCCACCAUGUCAGAGCAAUUCAGUUAGAAGAUCAAGCAAAAGAAAGGUACUUCUACUUGUCAUUAGUCUGUCAGGAAUUGUAGCAAUACUAAUAAUAGCAAUUGGAGCAUUAUUGAAUCUAAGGUGGCUAAAGAAACCAAAGACUUCUGGUGGAACAGAGUUGAUGCCCACGGCAAAAUAUGAAAGAUUUUCAUACUAUGACCUUUUGCACUCAACCGAUAACUACAAUGAAAGCAAUUUGCUUGGAGAAGGGAGCUAUGGUUCUGUUUACAAAGGGAUCCUAAGUGAUGGCACUGUUGUGGCUAUCAAGGUAUUCAACUUGCUAGUGGAAGGUUCAUUAAAAAGUUUUGAUAGAGAGUGCGAGGUACUAAGGAGUUUACGCCAUCGAAAUCUUACAAUGGUGCUCGGCAGCUGCUCUAGCCCUGAUUUUAAAGCCUUGGUACUCAAAUACAUGCCCAACGGGAAUCUUGACAAGUGGUUGUACUCUCACAACCAUUUUUUAGAUAUGUUUCAAAGAAUAAACAUAAUGAUUGAUGUUGCUUGUGCAUUGGAAUAUCUCCAUUAUGGUUAUGAUACUCCCGUGGUACAUUGUGACUUGAAGCCCAGUAAUAUAUUGCUUGAUGGAGAUAUGGCUGCUCAUGUAAGUGAUUUUGGUAUAGCAAAAAUGUUGGGUGAAGGAGAAAGUAUUUUGCAUACCAACACCCUUGCAACACUGGGAUACAUUGCACCAGAGCAUGGAUCAGAGGGGAUGGUUUCGACAAGAAUUGAUGUAUACAGUUUUGGAAUAGUUUUGAUGGAAAUUUUUUCAAGGAUGAGGCCUGGUGAUGAAAUGUUUUCAGGAGAUUUAAGCCUUAAAAGUUGGGUAGAAGAUUCUCUUCCUGAUGCACUCCAGGUCGUUGAUGCAAACCUGAUCAGGCCAGAGGAUGAGCAUUUCACGGAAAAGAUGAAGUGUGUUACGUUGAUUAUGAAAUUGGCUUUGAACUGCUGUAGAGAAUGUCCAAGAGAAAGGAUCAGUAUGAAAGAUGUUUUAGUAGAACUAAUAAAGAUCAAGCAUCAAUUUCAAUUUCUGAUGACACAUACAGUCAGGUUUUGA
Coffea eugenioides is the source of this 2835-nucleotide messenger RNA. RefSeq names its product probable LRR receptor-like serine/threonine-protein kinase At3g47570. The record is from RefSeq and is a predicted model, not a curated record. Gene Ontology annotation, molecular function: protein kinase activity; ATP binding; protein binding. Bases 1 to 2835 code for a protein of 944 amino acids. Lineage: Eukaryota; Viridiplantae; Streptophyta; Magnoliopsida; Gentianales; Rubiaceae. Gene Ontology annotation, biological process: protein phosphorylation. The transcript has 5 exons.